Molecule: messenger RNA, 2827 nt
Organism: Aegilops tauschii subsp. strangulata
Lineage: Eukaryota; Viridiplantae; Streptophyta; Magnoliopsida; Poales; Poaceae
Product: glutamate--tRNA ligase, cytoplasmic
Biological process (GO): glutamyl-tRNA aminoacylation; translation
Cellular component (GO): cytosol; methionyl glutamyl tRNA synthetase complex; cytoplasm
Molecular function (GO): glutamate-tRNA ligase activity; ATP binding
Source: RefSeq, a predicted model, not a curated record
CGCCCUUCAGGUUCAGGCUUCAAAGACUAGUCAUCAAGUGUAAAAUAAAAUAAAAUAUUAGGGUUCCUACCGCCGCGGGCCCUCCGCCGCGCAGCGCCGCCAUCACUGCCGUCUCUCUGCCGCGGAGCGCCUAGCCGGCCGAAUCCUCCGCUGCCCCGCCGCCCCGCCGCCGGUACAGCAGACGAGCAUCGCCUCCCUCCGUCGAGCAGCCGCUCCCACCAGCAGCGCCUCCCUCCCUGGAGCAGCCGCUCCCGCCCAGCAACGCCGCCACCGCCCGGAGCUACGCGGGCGACCAGUCCAUAGGCAGAUUUCCGCUCUUUGGUUGGCAAUGGUCCGAAUGGAGGUCAAACUAGCAUUCCCCCAGGACAGACCGCCACUUUCCAUCAUUUCGGCUGCUAAGAUUGCAGGUGUUUCCGUAAUCAUUGAUCCGACCCUUGCGUCAGGUUCAGUGCCCACACUACACUUCAGUUCUGGGAAUUUUAUACAUGGUGUCAACACAAUUCUCCGGUACAUUGCACGUGCUGCAUCUGUUUCCAGCUUCUAUGGCCAGGACGAUAUUCAGGCAGCACAAAUUGACCAAUGGCUCGAGUACGCACCACUCAUUCUCUCAGGCUCUGAAUUUGAAGCUGCGUGCUCAUUUCUUGAUGGAUACUUGGCAACUCGAACCUUUUUGGUUGGUUAUGGCCUAUCAAUUGCUGACAUUGUCGUGUGGUCAAAUCUGACAGGAACUGGUCAACGAUGGGAAAGUCUAAGGAGGUCAAAGAAAUAUCAAAGCCUUGUGCGCUGGUUUAACAGUGUAGCUGCAGGCUAUGGAGAUGCACUGGAUGAAGUUACAUCUGCUUAUGUUGGCAAGCGAGGAAUUGGCAAAUCUCCUGCGCCAAGUUUGAAAGAAAAGAUGCCCGGUUUGAAGGAGAACACGUCAGGUCAUGAAAUAGAUCUCCCAGGUGCAAAAGUUGGGGAGGUUUGUGUUCGUUUUGCCCCAGAGCCUAGUGGGUAUCUCCACAUUGGUCAUGCAAAGGCUGCACUGUUGAACAAGUAUUUUGCAGAGAGAUAUAAAGGGCGUCUAAUAGUUCGAUUUGAUGACACAAAUCCUUCUAAGGAAAGCAAUGAAUUUGUGGAGAAUGUCCUGAAAGAUAUUGAGACACUUGGGGUUAAAUACGAUGUAGUUACAUACACAUCGGAUUAUUUCCCAAAGCUAAUGGAAAUGGCUGAAAGUUUGAUUAAACAGGGAAAGGCAUAUAUUGAUGAUACACCCAAGGAGCAAAUGAGGAGUGAAAGGAUGGAUGGUGUGGAAUCUAAACGUAGGAACAGUACUGUUGAGGAGAACUUGUCGUUGUGGAAAGAGAUGGUUAAUGGCACCAGAAGGGGUACUCAGUGCUGUGUACGUGGUAAACUUGACAUGCAGGACCCAAACAAAUCACUUCGAGAUCCUGUGUACUACCGUUGCAACCCUGAUCCCCAUCAUCGUGUGGGCUCAAAAUACAAGGUCUAUCCAACAUAUGACUUUGCUUGUCCAUUUGUUGAUGCACUGGAAGGAGUCACUCAUGCUCUUCGUUCAAGUGAAUACCAUGAUCGGAAUGCACAGUACUAUCGUAUCCUUCAAGACAUGGGCCUGCGGAGGGUAGAAAUCUAUGAGUUCAGCAGGCUGAAUAUGGUUUAUACCGUUCUUAGCAAGCGCAAGCUUCUGUGGUUCGUCCAAAACAAGAUGGUGGAGGACUGGACCGACGCACGCUUUCCCACUGUACAAGGCAUAGUGCGUCGUGGCUUGAAGAUUGAAGCACUGAUCCAGUUUAUACUGGAACAGGGUGCUUCAAAAAAUCUGAAUCUUAUGGAGUGGGAUAAACUCUGGACAAUCAACAAGAAGAUAGUUGAUCCAAUUUGUGGAAGGCAUACUGCUGUGCUGAAAGAAAAAUGUGUGCUUCUCACACUUGCUAACGGUCCAGAGGAACCAUUUGUUCGAAUCUUACCACGACACAAGAAAUACGAGGGUGCUGGGAAGAAGGCUACAACGUUCGCCAACAGAAUUUGGCUAGAGUAUGCUGAUGCAUCAGUCAUUAGCGUGGGUGAGGAAGUCACUUUGAUGGACUGGGGAAAUGCUAUCAUUAGAGAAAUCAAGACAGAUAAUGGAACAAUCACUCAACUAGUUGGUGAACUCCAUCUUGAAGGGUCAGUGAAGAUGACAAAGCUGAAACUAACAUGGCUAUCAGACAUUGAAGACCUUGUGUCUCUCUCUUUGGUAGAUUUUGACUACCUAAUUAAUAAAAAGAAGGCAAGAAAUCAUGUUCUAAGUUCAUGUUGCUGGAAGAAGACGAGGACUUCCUUGACAAUCUCAACCCUUGCACUCGCCGAGAAGCUUUAGCUCUUGGAGACCCAAACAUGCGGAACGUCAAGAAAGGAGAAGUUAUACAGCUCGAAAGGAAAGGGUACUACAGGUGUGAUGUUCCAUUUGUCCGGUCGUCCAAACCAAUUGUGCUUUUUGCCAUCCCAGAUGGCCGACAGAAGUCCACGUUGAUUGUUACUGGAGCCUAGCUUCUACAAACGAUGUUGCUUGAAUUGCGGUGCCUUUUUGGGCAUUAAUGUUGCAGCCUUAUUGGUAUCAAACUGGUGUUGCAAUGGCUGAAACUUGGAACUUCAGAUUUUGGUUCUUCAGUGUCUCGGACUCGGUUAUUCAGUAUCAGUCAUGUAUUCCUUUUGCAUGUUUGAGUGUAUGCCAACUGCUACCAGGAUCUGUGGAUUGUGGAACAAAUAUCAAGAUAGGAAUUGGCUGAUCGAUUCCGUAUCUGUGGUAAAUACCAUGCCUGAACACUAAAGAAUGUUCCUGUUUAAA